UUGAGUCUGAGAGCUCCCAUUUAAAGAUGGUUUGACUGAGGAAAGUACCCACGAUGAACGAGAGGGUCUGCUGCAUUACUGAAGGGAACCAAGCAGGAGGGAAGUGAUGCUUGUUUACUACUUGUCGGAACUUUCAGGACGACACUCGCCAGAGCUUCACAACUAGCAUGCCAACAAACCACUUCACAGUGCCUUGGUAAAGCGUUGUCAUAUCUGUCCAAGCAUCAUGUGAAUCAUGUGAUGCAGCUUUCAGUGGGACACUAAUGUAGAGGCGACGCCUCCUCAGAUGCAGGAACAUGUUGGCGAUGGACCAAGGAGUGGUGGAGGAAUGGCUGUCAGAAUAUAAGACCCUGCCUGACAGCGCCGUGUCAGCCUAUGCUGCAUUGCUUAAAGACAAAGGUGCCCUUGUGCCCGCACUCUACAAAGUCAUCCGGGAGAAUUACAGUGAGCUGCUGGAGCCGGUGUGUCACCAGUUAUUUGAGUUUUACCGGAGCGGUGAGCCGCAGCUGCAGCGAUUCACUCUUCAGUUCCUUCCAGAGCUCCUGUGGAGCCUUCUGUCUGUCAGCGCAGCCAGGGACCCGCACACCUCGGGUUGCAUCGAGGCCCUGCUGCUGGGCAUUUACAACUUGGAAAUAGUUGAUAAAGAUGGGCAGAGUAAAGUAUUAUCUUUCACCGUUCCUUCCCUCUCCAAACCCUCGGUCUAUCACGAGCCCUCGGCCAUCGGCUCCAUGGCCCUGACGGAAGGGGCCCUCGCCAAUCAUGGCUUGAGCAGGGUGGUGUACAGCGGGCCACUGCUCCAGAGGGAAAACUUUACGGCACAAAACAGAUUUGAGGUGCUGACCUUCCUGUUGCUGUGCUACAACGCUGCUCUCAGCUACAUGAGCUCCACUUCCCUCCAGUCGCUCUGCCAGAUCAGCUCCAGAGUGUGUAUAUGUGGUUACCCGCGGCAACAGAUACGGCGCUAUAAAGGUAUGAGCACACGGAUGACGGUCACGUCAGAGUUCCUGGUGCAGCUUCUCACGGGGAUACACUAUGCAUGGUGCAACGGAGAAGCGGAACUCGGAUCCAAAGCCUUGGACGAUGUCCUCUAUCGGGCCCAGCUCGAAUUGUUCCCCGAAGCCUUGUUGGUGGGUAACGCCAUCAAGUCGACGCAGCAGGGCGCGGCUCUGAAAAGCAACACCAAGGAGGGCGCGCGAAGUAUCCAGGUGGAGAUCACACCCACUGCCUCCAGGAUCUCGCGAAAUGCUGUCACUUCGCUCUCUAUACGGGGCCACCGCUGGAAACGACACGACGCAGUGGAUCUGGGUUCCCCGGAUGAGCUGAUGGAUAUCUCGGAAGCGGAUGAAGGUCUGUGGCCAGGCGGGAUGGCGCCCGACAUCACCCCGCCCACCAUUACCAUCAGCAACAGCGUCACCACGUUAAACCUCGGCGCCAAGGCCAUGAAGAUGUGUCGUCUGGGCGGGCGCGGCAGCAAGGAAAAGGAGACGAGCCCGCUUCCGGCCGGCCGGGCGGCCAGCGAGAGCGCCGAGGCGUCCGUCAAGCGCCUCACGCUCACUUCGAGCCAGUCGGUGCCCAAAGCGGGGACUCUCACCAGCUUGACGCGCACCGCCAGCGCCGUGUUCUCUCGCUCUUUUGAGCAGGUCGCCGCCGGUAGCGCCCCGCCCUCCAGUACCCACGCCGCCCCAGAGGCUGGCCAUUAUUCAUGUAGCCUGCAGGAGGAAGGGACGGGCUAUCUAAACCACACGCAGCGUUCGCCGAGCAUCAGCGUGCACCUCGGCUCGGACCUUUGAAAUUGUUUUGUUUUUUUUCUAUGACGAACUUUCGGAUCUGAUCCUGUGAUUCUUCACCAGUAACCUGGAACUGUAAGCCAUGCCAAACACAAGGGACCACAAACAUUUUGUUUUUGUCUCUCUGAUGUUCUACUGUGGCGUUCUUUUUGGGCGAGUAGUCGAAAGUCACCUGCCGACAAUGGGGACAUUUGAAGCUCGUCACUCAACUCCGUGUGCAAAAGUAUUUUGGGAAAUGAUUUUUAUUUGGGCAUGUGUUGCCUUCGCAUGCAUUUUCCAUGCAUUCACCUUUACCUUCCCCACCAGUUUAUGGGGGUAUACAUAUUGUGCGUGUGGUUGGGCGAGUGUUGUGUGCUGUCUGUCAUUUUGAAUUUUUUUUUUUUUUUUUUAAGUGGAAAAGCUGCUGAUCGAAUGAAGUUGUAAAUACUUUCCCAGUUCAAAAAUACAAUGUUUCUAUUGCUUUUUAAAGAUUGCUCCUUCCCCAUAAUAAUGCAAACCUUACCUUCACUCUCUGGACAAAUAGAUUGAAACCUAAAAGUUGUGGUCUGUUUACACUUUAGUCCAGCAACUGAUGUGCUUGUUUAGAAAAUCCACAUUCUUCCAUCACAAGUUUGGGGCGGGGGACCAUUCAUAAGUGAUGCGUCACAUGAACCCAUUCUUGACAUAUACAAUCAGUAAUUUUGGUGUGAUGAGCAAUAACAAAGUUAGCACCCUCACUUCCCAAGAAAAUGAAAGAGAAUAAACUUCUAAAUAAUAAACAAAUGUUUUGACUUGGGUGAGAGGGCUAUGGAGUAUUACGUUUUGCACUUGUGAAGCUAAUUAUAUAUAUUUGUAAGUGAGUAUUUCUCACCGUUACCAAUCCAAAUAUAAGAUGUAUUUGUAAGAAAAAUUGUGGAUUCUUUUUAAUAUCUCAUCUCGCCAACUAUGACAAGUAUUUUGUAGUAAUUUCAGCAAUCUUGUUUCCUGUGUCCCAAGUCAACCCAUCCGCAUCGCAUCAUCCUACGAACACUAACGUCACCUCCUUCGCCAGUAUAAACCGUCGUCUGUGUGCUAUUAACGGUUUGAUACACAUCAUUUGGAUGGACAAUCGGUGUGUUUCACUUUGUCAGUUUACAAAUUGUGACUGGUUCUGCUUUUGCUGUACAUCAUUCUGUUGAUGUUUUUUAUUGGUCAUUUUAUAUGUCUGAGAUGUGCAGCUCAAUGCUUCUGGAAAUAAAGUGUUUUGUGUUUUUUUUUUUUAACUCAAAUUUGUUUUUGCUGACUGGAAAGUGUUUGAGAUUGGCUGCUGACAUUCCAGGGUGUACAGUAUUAUUAAAUUGGGCUCUGAUAAUGCA
Molecule: messenger RNA, 3121 nt
Organism: Hippocampus comes (tiger tail seahorse)
Lineage: Eukaryota; Metazoa; Chordata; Actinopteri; Syngnathiformes; Syngnathidae
Gene: hycc1
Product: hyccin PI4KA lipid kinase complex subunit 1
Exons: 12
Coding region: 297-1790 (497 amino acids)
Biological process (GO): phosphatidylinositol phosphate biosynthetic process; protein localization to plasma membrane
Cellular component (GO): plasma membrane
Source: RefSeq, a predicted model, not a curated record